GAGACCACGAGAGGAAGCUGGAGGGGUCGAGGUUUUUUUUCUUGCUGUUGUUGUAUCGACACGAUCCCGACCCCAUCUCAGGUUCACCCACCAUGUUGAUUGACCUGUCUUCAAACCAGUCUGCAGUUGCGCGCCGUGUUCCUAUAUCAUAAACCAUCAUUCACUGGUUACUCAUACUUCACCCGGCUUUUGCCCAAAUCUGGAAGCUGGGCAAGCUGGGCAAGUGAUUACAGAUACCUAGGUAAUACUUUACUAGGGCUUCUCAAGAGGCGAAUCAUUUAUUUGACAUCGCGUCUAGCUUGGACAUCUAAAUUACUGCCAUCAUGGACCCGAAAGUAAAACAAGAGGAGGAUAUCUCUCUCGAGAUAUUCGCUCCAGGGAAAGGACCUUCAGAAGCCCCUGAUGAGGUUAGUCGGCUGAGGGAGCUCCAUGCCGAUAUCCGUGACCAGGAUGAUCUUGAGAGGGACAUAACGCGCCAGGCAGAUAAACUCCUCAUGGAACAGGCAGACGAACGAGAUAACAAAAGGCUAGAAAAAACAAAGCUAGAAAAAGAGAAACUUGAAUCUCAAAUUCUGAGGCUACAUCAGCGUCUCUCACAGCCAGUUGGCACCUCAGCUCGAGUUCGCUUACAAAAUGACUUGGAAAAGCUAGAAGCACGCAAUAAUGCACUGGCGAAUGAUCUAACAGAGAUUCAACAACGUAUCGAUGAAAGACGAGAAGAGCAAGAAACUAUCUCGGAGGCGGCUGGGACUGGCCGGAUGCCCAACGAGUCUCGCAGGGACUAUCUCAUCAGAACCGGAAAGAUAACACCGUUCUCGAAAAUGGGAACCGGCCCCAAUGAAGGCCCCUUGGCUAGCCUCCAUGAUGCCCUCAUCGAUGCCGAGGACGAGCGUGAGGAGGUGGAAGCGUUGAAACAAGUGAAAGCCCAGACGACUGUCUCUCAUCGGAAUCUUUUGCGCCCAGGAUUUGGCUUUGAUGAAAUAAGAGACUCCAGAAUAGUAGAGGAACCCAUCACUGAUCGUCCCGGAAAGAGGAGAAAAGUAGAAAAGGACGUCAAGCACAAUGUAGCGUCUGAUGAUGGAAAGGGGCUAGACCUCGCAAUGGAGACGGUUUCAGAGGGCCAGGUCUCUGACGAAGAGGAUGAAUCGGAGGGUUAUGUCGAACCCGAAGAGCAGCAUUCUUCGUCCGAAGAUGACUCCAAUUUCAUUACCGAAGAAGUGGCAACGCGACCCCAUGCUAAAGCCAAGAAGGGCGAGGACGAAUUGGAAGAUUUCAGUGGCCUAGAUGAUGGAAAUGAAAAAGUCUAUCAAUCCCGGCUUCAGAAUUGGGUUCGUCGAAGAAGUGCAGCCCGGAAACGGGCUUCCAAAUUAGACAACGAAGGCGCACAUGAGGAGGAGGGGGGUGACGACGACGAAUGGUUUAUGCCGCAUCCUACCGAACGAGACCUCGCUUUUGACAACGGAUAUCGCAUACCUGGUGAUAUCCACCCAUUACUCUUUGAUUACCAGAAAACAGGAAUACAGUGGCUAUGGGAAUUACAACAGCAACAGGUCGGAGGCAUCAUUGGUGAUGAGAUGGGCCUGGGAAAGACAAUCCAAGCGAUCGGAUUCUUAGCGGGCCUUCAUUACAGCAAGAAGCUGACAAAGCCCGUUAUUGUUGUCUCUCCUGCGACGGUGAUGAAACAGUGGGUCAAUGAAUUCCAUCGCUGGUGGCCUCCGUUUCGCGUUUCUAUUCUGCACACAUCUGGCAGUGGAAUGGUCAAUAUCAGGAGUGAGAGUAGCCGAGAGGAUGCGCUCACGUCCGAGAAAUGGGGCCAUGCUUCUCGUGGCUCCAGCAGUGGUUUAAAGGCCGCCAGAAAGGUGGUGAAAAGGGUGAUAGAAGAAGGACAUGUUUUAGUGACUACCUACUCGGGGCUACAGAGUUACGCAUCGCUGUUGAUUCCACUCGAAUGGGGAUGUGCUGUUUUGGAUGAAGGCCACAAGAUCCGCAACCCCAAUACCUCUAUCACUAUCCAUUGCAAAGAACUUCGGACCCCGCAUCGAAUCAUUCUGUCGGGUACUCCAAUGCAAAACAACCUUACUGAACUGUGGUCGUUGUUCGACUUUGUGUUUCCGAUGCGUCUUGGGACCUUGGUGAACUUUCGAAAUCAGUUUGAUUUUCCCAUUCGACAAGGAGGUUAUGCAAAUGCUUCGAAUCUGCAGGUGCAAACAGCGGCAAAGUGUGCGGAAACUUUAAAGGAUGCUAUUAGUCCGUAUCUUUUACAGCGAUUCAAGAUCGACGUAGCCGCGGACCUUCCCAAGAAGAGCGAGCAGGUCCUGUUCUGCAAACUGACCAAGCCACAGCGACAGGCAUAUACCGCAUUUCUAGCAUCGGAGGAGAUGCAGUCCAUCCUACGCGGUCGCCGGCAGGUGCUGUAUGGAGUUGACAUCCUGCGAAAAAUCUGCAACCAUCCAGAUCUACAGAAUCACAAGUUGCAAUCUACUCAGGUGACCUACGGCAGUGCCACCCGGUCCGGCAAGAUGCAGGUUGUCAAAUCGCUGUUGGAGCUGUGGAAAGAUACAGGCCAUAAGACUUUACUAUUUGCACAGCAUCGGAUCAUGCUGGAUAUACUGGAGAAAUUUGUGAGGGCUUUACCGGGCUUUACCUACCGCCGUAUGGAUGGCACUACGCCCAUUCAGCACCGACAAACUCUUGUCGACGAAUUCAACAAUGAUCCCAGCCUUCACGUGUUCCUACUCACUACCAAGGUUGGGGGGCUGGGAGUGAAUCUAACAGGUGCAGAUCGGGUCAUCAUUUAUGAUCCCGAUUGGAAUCCUUCGACGGAUAUGCAGGCUCGAGAGCGUGCGUGGAGGCUAGGGCAAAAGCGUGAAGUUACCAUCUACCGAUUGAUGACGGCUGGUACUAUCGAGGAAAAGAUAUACCAUCGCCAAAUAUUCAAGCAGUUUCUUACAAACAAGAUCCUCAAAGAUCCCAAACAGCGCCAAACCUUCCAGCUUAGCGACCUCCAUGAUCUCUUUUCCCUUGGAGACGAAAAUCAGGGCCCAACGGAGACGAGCAAAAUCUUCAAGGAUGCCGAGGUUACAUACGAAGAGACCGCAGAGAAUGCUGCUAACUCGGCGCAACAAACCGACGGCCAACCUGAGCGGCAGGCGGAAAAGAAAGAUAUCAGCCAAGUACGGGGCGUUGCCUCGAUCGAGCAGUUCCAAGGCGAGCCCGACCGAUCCGCCCACGAGGACCAAGGCACACCGGGGACCAACUCCGAGUCGCGCAUCAUGGAAGGCAUAUUUGCCCGAUCGGGGGUCCAUUCGGCGCUCGAACACGAGCAGAUUGUAAAUGGCAGACGCGUCGUCCGUGCAGACCCCAAGAUGAUCGAAGCGGAAGCUAAGCGGGUCGCUGCCGAAGCGGCCGAAGAGCUACGCCGCGCAGGCGAAACAGCUAGGUCCGUGCCCAUAGGGACCCCAACCUGGACAGGCCAGUUUGGUGUCGCCGGGAAGCCCGAGGAAUCCGCGGUGAGAUCUUUUGGCGGUGGUCGUAGCAGUACAGCCCGACGUGCUCUCGCCGGUCCAUCGUCCGCAAGCCUCUUGGCGAACCUUUCUUCUCGCGCCUCGCCGUCUCGCAGCAGCACGAGUAGCCCUGCACCAUCACCGAGUCGUCCCAGCGGAAAAGCCUUCAUCACGAUGAUCCGGGACUUUAUCAUCGCACAGGGUGGGUCGGUGUAUACGCAGAUGUUGAUUGAUCAUUUCAAUCGGUUCUGCACCACUCCACAGCGGUCGGCGGAGUUUAAGGAGAUGCUGAAGAUGAUUGCCGUGUUGGAAAAAGGUGGGAAGAAUGGACGCGGGAAGUGGCAUCUCAAGCCGGAGUAUGCGAAGGCACGGUGAUUCCUUUGCUUCUUUCAUGACCUACUGACUACCCACUCGCUAUAUGAUUUGAAACAGUAGGGGAUCGAGAGUUGACGACAUGUCCUCGGUAAUGUUACUUACUACUGCUAAUACAAUACCUAUUAUCCUAUGAC
Molecule: messenger RNA, 4012 nt
Organism: Aspergillus ochraceoroseus IBT 24754
Lineage: Eukaryota; Fungi; Ascomycota; Eurotiomycetes; Eurotiales; Aspergillaceae
Product: DNA-dependent ATPase RAD26
Exons: 3
Coding region: 324-3878 (1184 amino acids)
Biological process (GO): transcription-coupled nucleotide-excision repair
Cellular component (GO): nucleus
Molecular function (GO): ATP-dependent chromatin remodeler activity; ATP binding
Source: RefSeq, a predicted model, not a curated record